AGACUACAAGUCGCUCAAUCCUCAGGAUAUUAAAGAAAACAACAAAAAGGCAUAUGAUGGCUUUGCAAGUCUGGGAAUCUCUCGUCUCCUGGAACCAUCUGAUAUGGUGCUGCUGGCCAUUCCCGACAAGCUGACGGUGAUGACCUACUUGUACCAGAUCCGGGCUCAUUUUUCCGGUCAGGAGCUCAACGUGGUGCAGAUAGAGGCUAACAGCAGUCGCAGCACUUAUAAAGUGGGGGACUUUGAGACUGAUACAAAUGCAUCCAUUGGCCAGGACAAGUUCUACGCUGAGCUGAACGAUGUGCAGCACCGCCCGGCUGACUCUCAGCCCGCUUCAUCUGCUGGGAUUCCCACUGAAUCCAAUGGGGCAGAUGUUGCUGAGGGGGAGAUGACGGAGUCCCAAGUUGGAGUAGAUUUGACCGGCUCAUCAGCACCGGGUCCUUUGCAGUCCUCACCUCCUGUCCCGUCGCCGCGCACAGUAUUAACUACCACAGCUGCAAACUCGACCCACAUGGCACCACCAGGCUCCGAGGACAGAGGGAGCCUACUCAAAGCCAACACUUUGGAUCUUAGUGAGUUACCACACAGAGAGGAGAAAGAGGUGGAGAAGGAAACUCUACACAACGAGGAGGUGGGAGAGGAUAGAAAGGAAGGAAGUAAUGAACCGUCGUCCCCAACAAGGAGAGAAAACACAUCACCUCACCAGAAACUGGGCUUCUCCUAUAACAGGGACGCUGACCUCAUUAAAAAGAAAAGGGCCAGCCUGCGUCACACAGAGUCUGAGCCGGCCUCAAACACCAGAUCUACUUCAGUAAAUCACACAGAUAUCCCUGUUAAACAGGAUUCAUCACCUGCUCCUGUUUAUAGUCCUCUGGCUGAAAAGAAAGUUCUUUCUCGUCAGGAGGCGUUGAAGGAGAGAGCCCGGCUCCUCCUGGAGCAGGCCCGCAGAGAUGCUGCCAUGAAAGCCGGUAACAAGAAUGUCCCUAACUCAUCUGUAACUGCCCCAAACAGGACUUCAAACACCUGUGAUGAGCGAGAUGCAGAGCGGCGAAGACAACUGAGGGAAAGAGCCAGGCAGCUGAUAGCCGAAGCCAGAUGUGGAGUCAAGUUUAUCGACAUGAGCCUGGAGGAUUCAAACAGCACUGCAAAAAACAGAGGCAGGAUGCUUGUAACUGCAGGAGAUGUUUUGGAGAGGAUGARAAGUCAUGAGGAGGAGGAUGAUUAUGAUGAAAAGGGUGAGGAUGAGGACGAGAGUAGGGCAGAGGAAGAGCAGCAACACUUUGGUGACGGUUCUUCUGGUGCUGCUUUGUCUGCUUCUGCACUGAUUACUAACCAGCUACCACAGGACGACCUUCCAACCACGUCCAGCACCCAGGGACACCUGGAGCUUACUAACCCUGGCUCUGAGCUAACUUCACUGGGUCCAAACAGCAAGAACGUGGAUCUGAAGCUGAAGAAGCUGGUGGAGGCCGGUCCAAGAGGAGUCACAUCCCCUUCCUCCCCUUCCUCCACGUCCUCCUCAUCCUCACCCACUGCCUCCUCCACCUCCCCUCUCAGCCCCGCAGAAGGACUGGAGAAUAAUGCAGAAGAGCUGCGAGCAGAACGUCUGCGCAGAGCCACGGAGAAGCUGCGCAGUCCGGUCGUCUUCAACAAGGAUUCUGCAGUGAGGAAAACGCAGCUUAAGUCCUUCAGCCAGUAUGUUGAAAACAGACCAGAGGUGAAGCGUCAAAAAUCUGUUCCUGAAGAUCUAAAAAAGGUUGACGAGGACAGAGGUUCUCCAACAGAAGYAGACCUCCGUAAACCAUUUGAAGAAGAGGUUUGUUUCUUUUUUUUGUUAUUUCUUUUGGCUAAUUGGGUAAAAAGCAUGGGGAGAAUUUGUUUUCAGUUGACUGAAACACAUUAAAAUGAGCAAGAACUUUGUGCAGUGGAACUCUUGAAUCA
Messenger RNA from Austrofundulus limnaeus, 1941 nucleotides. Its product is annotated as EH domain-binding protein 1. Lineage: Eukaryota; Metazoa; Chordata; Actinopteri; Cyprinodontiformes; Rivulidae. Gene Ontology annotation, molecular function: protein binding. The record is from RefSeq and is a predicted model, not a curated record.